AUGGUGGCUGCAAAGAGGGCAAGAGCGGCAACAAAAGCUGCCGCGAGCAGCAGCAGCAGCAGCGGCCCUUCUAAUGGGUCCUCGAAGGCGCAAGAGGUGACCGGCGAGAUUCCACUCGGCAAGCAUCUCGCCUCGACGGAGAAAAAAGUCCGAGACGGGGCAAUCCGAUCCCUGGCCUGCUUCCUCGAGCAGGCCGGCACCGAGCGCCUGGAUCAGGGCGAGAUGGCCAAGCUGUGGAAGGGCCUCUUCUACUGCUUCUGGAUGUCCGACAAGCCGCUGGUACAACAGGCACUUGCACAGGAGCUGGCAGACAUCCUCCUCAAGAUCCGCAUCGAUGCCAGCCCGUCGCCUUCUUCCUCCUCUUCCGCGGCGACGUCGUCUUCCACGCUUGCGCCCCUCGACUUCUUGGAAGGCUUUUUCGAUGCCAUGGUUCGCGAAUGGAUUGGCAUCGACAAGUGGCGGGUGCCCAAGUUCCUUCUCCUCUUUCGUCGAUUCGUCAAUGCCGCCUUUCGGUUCCUUGCGCGCGAAGGAUGGAACGGAGAAGGAGUCGAUCGGCUCAAUGCGAUGCUGCUCAAAGAGAAUGGUCCCCUGAACUCAAACAACCCCAAAGUGUCCAAAGGCGUCACUUUCCACCUCCUCGACGUCUACCUGGAGGAGCUCGACGGCGCGCUUCAGUCACCUGAGCCGCGACGAGAAGGGCAAGACGAUGAUGGGGCCGAGGCAGGCUUCUGCCCGACAAAGAGGCUGAUGGAACCCUUUGUCCACAUGGCGGCGUGCUGCUUUGACGCGGCGACAUACGAGCGCAUCAUGGAAAAAGUCUUUAACCCGCUGCUUGAAGACUGUCUUGUCCGGACCGCCGAGGUUCAGCUGCGAGAGGCCGAAGAGGAAGAGGAGGAGGAAGAGGAGCAAGGCCCGAAACGAAAGCGAGCGAGAAAAUUGGAUGAGGAAGAGGCAGAUGAAGAUAGCUCGGUGCAAUUCUUGGCCAUACUCAAGGCAACUCGGGGCGAUGCAUUGGACCUCAGAAAGGACAUCUUUGAGGCACUGUUUGAGGAAGCGAGCAAACCAGAGGCUAAUGGAGCUAGGCGAAAGAAGAUUUACGCCAUGUUCCGGCGCGAGGAAGAGCGGAUCGAAGAGGAAGAAGAAGAGGAAGAGGAAGAGGAAGAGGAAGGAGCAGAGGAGCAGGAUGAAGUGUAGCACUUGUACAAUUUCCUUCUUUUCAAUCUAGAUGAUUC
This is a messenger RNA of Acaromyces ingoldii, 1232 nucleotides long. Its product is annotated as Nop52-domain-containing protein. Gene Ontology annotation, biological process: rRNA processing. The transcript has 3 exons. The record is from RefSeq and is a predicted model, not a curated record. Lineage: Eukaryota; Fungi; Basidiomycota; Exobasidiomycetes; Exobasidiales; Cryptobasidiaceae. Gene Ontology annotation, cellular component: nucleus; preribosome, small subunit precursor; preribosome, large subunit precursor. The coding region runs from base 1 to 1194 and encodes 397 amino acids.